AUGGAUCCAACUACUGGCUCUAGGAGAACAUCCCCUCCUCUUCAUCCUGAUGGUGCUCCCUCAACUUCUCCUCCUUCCUUUACCUUUGGUUCCCCCGCUAUAACACAGCCGUUUUCCCUCCCUGCUUCUUCUCUUCCGACAACCCCGUUCAGGUUUUCUGCCCCAUCAACAGCUGCCGCCAGUACAUUUACCUUUUCUUUUACUCCCUCUUCAACCGCAAGCGUUCCCUCAGGUCCCCCACCUACUGAGAGCCCUGGAACUUUUUCUGAGUCUACCCCUCCUGUUCUUACUCCGUCUUCUUCGCGAGAAUCAACCGUCUCAUCAACACGAGCCUUAUUCUCGAACCUGGAUCUGAGCACCAAUCCUAGCCAACGAAGUGCGAGUCCUCUUCUUCCAAGGAUUGACCAAAGUGGCAGCCACGCGUCUGGUGCUCUACCUUCUAGCCUCCAUGUAUCGACCUACCGGGAUCUAUACAACGCCACUCCAACUCCACAGCCAGACCCCCGCAGUGAGUCAAGCUCACCGACCGUUCGCGAUACCCGCGGGCCAGAUACUUCGCGUCUAGGCUCUGUCACCUCGGAUUUGAGUGGGUUGGUGAUUCAAAGCAUUGAGACAGCACGAGGUCAAGGGAGGGAAGCAGACAACGAGUCUGUUAACAGCCUCAUUGGCAACGACCACUUGGAAGGUGACGAUGAUACCUCCACAUACAACAUCCGCGAGGAAGCCCUUCCUAGAGCUCCGAUAUACGACGUCGGAUUGCAAAAUGCUUUAAGGGAGGUCAGAACUCAUCUCACUGAUCUCAAAUCAUCAAUGGCAAGGUUCCAUCUGGUACAUGACGAAUCUACGAGGGUACAUGAGCUAUACAAACAAGUCGAGUCGAUGAGCAGGUUUGAAUACCCAGAAACCCGCAUAGUUGGGUUUAUUGGAGACUCGGGCGUUGGCAAAAGCAGCCUCAUAAACUCUCUUCUUGACUGUGAUGGCUUGGCACGGACGAGUGCAAGUGGGGUUGCUUGUACUUCCGUUGUCACCGAGUUCAGACACAUAGACGAGAUGCACCGGAACCCAUUCACAGUGGAGGCAGAUUUUAUGAACAUGACAGAAAUGAAUGAUCUCCUUGAGGAGCUGCUCAGGGCAUACCGAAUGCACCAUACCAUUCACGAGGUCAAUGAUCGAGAGGACCCAGGGGAGAGGGACCGAAUAAGGUCGCUAUCUGCCCGUUCUUGGGAAACGUUAAAGUCACUCUUUCCAGACGAAGCAGAUAUGACUGAACAGUUCCUAUCGAGCGAGGCGCCCGGGGCACAGGAGAGGAUCCUUGGACGCCUCAAAGAAUGGGCGUUGGCUGGUUUGGACCACCGGCCUGGCGGUCCGAAUGCCCUCAACCUCACACUUACGGCAGAUAAUAUCCAUGAUUGCAAAGGAAAUCUCGAUGUCCUUACUGUCACUCCAGGACGUGACGGAGGGACGCCCGCAAUCUGGCCUUUCGUCAAAUUGAUCAGGGUGUACCUUGACUCGCCCAUUCUACGAACAGGCUUGGUUGUAGCAGAUUUACCAGGACUUCGAGACCUCAAUUACGCUCGUGAGCGAGCUACUACGGAAUAUCUUCGUUGCACGUGUGAGGAGAUCUUUGUAGUCAGCGAAAUCAGUCGAUGCACCUCGGACCCUUCAAUCAGAGAUACUAAAGAUAAACUCGUUCGACGCCAACAUCUGCGGAUAGUUUGUACAAAAUCUGAAUCUGAAGUGAACGUUGAAGAAUUCACCCGUGACCCGGAUAUGCCCAGGGAAGCAAAGGCAAAGGCCAGAGAGCUUCAAGAUCGGAUUAAAAGCACCAAGGCGUCCAUUGAUAGAUUGUCCUCUCUACGCCGUUCGAGUGGGAGACAAGGCCCGCACAUUGCCAUACGAGAAGUCGAGAUGGGAGACGAGCUAUACAGGCUUGAAUUCGAACUCGAGCAGCAUUUGAUAGAGGCGCGAAACACAUCCGUUACCACCGCCCUUUUAGAUCAAUAUCAGCAAGACGUCAAGGUGUACUGUGUAAGCAGUAAGCUGUACAGUGAUCAUCGUCGUGACUCCAGGGAGCAGACUCGCGAGUACAUCCAGCUCAGUGGAAUACCUGGACUGCGACAAUAUUGCCAAUCCGUCCCAGCCGAGGCUCAGUUGCGGGCAACAUCAGGCUUCCUCACCAAUCGUGUGCCUGGUCUUCUUUUGUCUCUAAACCAGUGGGUACUCGCCGGUGCAAAUCCUCUCACAGUGGAGAGGGCUGCAACCCUACGCCGGGUUUUGGACGAGGCUCAAAGAACGCUGCAAGCGCGCCUCGCCUCUCGCAAUUCAUGCGUUCAAGACCUAGAGCGCAGCCUUAAUAGACAGUUCACCAAUUUGAUCAUCCGUGGUAUACGUACUUCACAAGAAAGAUGGAUAACGGGAGCUAUUAGGGCUGGUCAAGACUGGGCAACAUUGUAUCAUUCAACAUAUUUCGCAUUUUGUCGAAAAUAUGGAACCCAUCAGCCCAAGGACCAGGUGCUACGAUAUUGGAACGAAGAAAUUCUCCAGGACGCGAAUGAUGACCUCGUCGCGAGCUGGAGUGCGCUGAAAACAUCGCUAUAUGAGCAGCACAAUGCUGCUGAGACUUUAGUUGUCGGGCUAUUCGCACAAGUUUGCGAGACACUUGAAGAUCAUGUCCAUCUCGCGCCCGAACAACUGGCAAAUCUCUUAGAAAGUAUGGAAGCGCAAAAGGGUAUUGUCCUUGAUGCCGUUCAGAGGGCAUUUGAUGAUCUUCUUCUGCAUACGGAGCGGAUCACUCAAGACGUUCUCGAUGGCCGUAACAGUACUUCUUACAUCAGAGAAAUUAUGCGCCCGGCGUACAACGCCUGCCAAGCUGACUCUGGAACCGACAGUGAUGCACGACGGAAGCGUAUUAUGGACCACCACAUUCGGACUUCUCAGAUUUUCGUCCAAUUCGCAAACAAUAUAAAGGCCGCCUACUUGGAUAUCAUGGGCACUGUUUUCUCCGAUUUACGGCUGAGACUAAGAGAAGAGGUGCAGAAUAUUGCCCAGAACUUGGGAGCCGCUAUUAUGGACGAAGACGAGAUACCAGAAACCGAACAGGCUCCCGAGCUUGCGACGAGGGUGAGGGCUGGAUUAUCGGGACUAGAAGUGCGCCUCAAUGAGGCGCAGUCGAUUCUUCAGGGCUUGCAGAAUGGCGGCGAGAGUUGA
Messenger RNA from Aspergillus calidoustus, 3207 nucleotides. The record is from the annotation of a GenBank genome assembly. NCBI's taxonomy places the organism in Eukaryota, Fungi, Ascomycota, Eurotiomycetes, Eurotiales, Aspergillaceae.